Penicillium argentinense is the source of this 1965-nucleotide messenger RNA. RefSeq lists its product as uncharacterized. Bases 1 to 1965 code for a protein of 654 amino acids. The record is from RefSeq and is a predicted model, not a curated record. The transcript is spliced from 5 exons. Lineage: Eukaryota; Fungi; Ascomycota; Eurotiomycetes; Eurotiales; Aspergillaceae.
AUGUCCUCAGCCCUGCGCCCAUUGCCAUCGACCCGGAACCGAUUGGGCCAAAUGGCUUCUCAAUUUUCGACCAGCAGCGCCGGGGUCACCCUCGCCGAGCUGCCUAAAUCCAAUGUUUUCACCUCGAAGCUACCGGCGGACCCGGCCUUCAAAACCCCGGAGGCCUCGCACAAGGCGCCGCGGGAGACCCUAGGGCCUCGGAUGGUCAGGGGCGCAUUGUUUACCUAUGUGCGCCCCGAGCCAGCAGAGGAAGCCGAGCUUCUGGGUGUCAGUCCCCGGGCCAUGCAAGAUCUGGGCUUGGAUCCCAGCGAGGAAAAUUCGUCACAUCUACAGGCACUGGUUGCCGGCAAUGAGUUUCCCUGGAGUGAAGAAAAAGGAGGGAUCUACCCAUGGGCGCAGUGCUACGGUGGUGAGUGGCUCACCCGAAGCUCCAGACGCAAGCGAAUUUUGAUAUCUAACCUCGGCUCAAAACGGCAGGAUGGCAGUUCGGCUCGUGGGCAGGCCAACUGGGAGAUGGCCCUCUUUGAAAGCACCAACCCGUACACCAACACUCGCUAUGAGUUGCAACUCAAAGGUGCAGGUAGAACUCCGUAUUCGCGGUUUGCAGAUGGCAAGGCCGUCCUUCGAUCGAGCAUCCGUGAAUACAUAGUAUCCGAGGCCCUCAAUGCCUUAAACGUGCCGACCACCCGUGCUUUGUCGAUCACCUUGCUGCCCAAAUCCAAGGUUCUUCGUGAACGGAUCGAGCCCGGUGCAAUUGUGGCGCGAUUCGCGGAAACCUGGCUGCGGAUUGGAACAUUCGAUCUCCUCCGAGUGCGAGGCGAGCGGGACCUGAUCAGACAGUUGGCUACGUAUAUCGCAGAGGAUGUAUUUGGCGGCUGGGGAAAUCUUCCUGCAGCCGUAUCUAUCCGCGAAGAGCAAUCGCAGGCCGAAAUAGACAAUCCUCGAAGAGAAGUUUCUCGAGAGAAGGUGCAAGAACACGAAGGGGCCGAAGAAAAUCGCUUUGCGAGAUUAUAUCGCGAGAUAACCCGACGCAAUGCUAAGACAGUCGCUGCAUGGCAAGCCUAUGGAUUCAUGAAUGGCGUUUUGAAUACGGACAAUACUUCCAUCUAUGGUCUUUCGCUCGACUAUGGCCCAUUCGCCUUUAUGGAUAACUUCGACCCUCACUACACUCCUAAUCAUGAUGACCACAUGCUACGGUAUUCUUACAAAAACCAGCCCAGCAUCAUCUGGUGGAAUCUGGUCCGACUUGGCGAGUCCCUCGGGGAGCUGAUCGGCGCCGGCGGCAGAGUGGACGAAGAAAGCUUCAUCAAGGACGGUGUCAACGAAGAGAUGGAGCCAGAGAUUAUCAAGCGUGCGGAAACCGUCAUUGAGCGAGCGGGCGAGGAAUUCAAAGCCGUAUUUCUGAACGAGUACAAGCGGUUGAUGUGCCAACGACUGGGCCUCAAGACGCAAAAGGAGUCCGACUUCCAGGACCUCUUUUCUGAAAUGCUCGACACCUUAGAGGCGCUGGAAUUGGAUUUCAACCAUUUCUUCCGCCGCCUCUCCGGCCUCUCGCUGUCCGAGCUGGAAACCGAAGAAAAGAGAGCCGAGGUUGCGUCAAUCUUCUUCCACGCGGAGGGAUUUGGCGGUAUUGGUUACACUGAUGCCUCCGCUCGGGACCGCAUCGCCAAGUGGCUUGAAAGCUGGCGAGCACGGGCACUGGAAGACUGGGGAGCUGAUAAAGAGGACGAAAGGAAGGGAGCCAUGAAGGCCGUGAACCCCAACUUUGUUCCCCGAGGUUGGAUUCUAGAUGAAGUCAUUGAGCGCGUGGAGCGAAAAGGUGACCGUGAAAUUCUAGGCCGGGUCAUGCAGAUGUGCCUCAACCCAUUCAACGAUGCCUGGGGUCUGGAUGCAUCAGAAGAGGAGCGGUUCUGUGGGGAUGUCCCCAAGUAUAAGAGAGCCAUGAUGUGCAGCUGCAGCUCGUGA